This is a messenger RNA of Metarhizium album ARSEF 1941, 945 nucleotides long. RefSeq lists its product as uncharacterized. The coding region runs from base 1 to 945 and encodes 314 amino acids. Lineage: Eukaryota; Fungi; Ascomycota; Sordariomycetes; Hypocreales; Clavicipitaceae. The record is from RefSeq and is a predicted model, not a curated record. The transcript has a single exon.
AUGGUCCGACUACUAGUUGACCUCGCCCUUUCAUCGAAUGGCAGCGGCGUCUCUGCCCAUGAGCAAACGGAUGGAUUCGCAGGUGUCAUCGUUGCGAACCAAGAGAGCGGAACCUCGGCGCGAGAGGAACACGCUCAGCGAAUGAAGGAACUCAACACGAAGCGCAGCAUGAAGAGAGCCCCGCGAAGGGGAUGGUCCCUGACUGAUUACCAAGGCGACCAGCACCAGUAUAUGCCUCACUACCACCCUCAUUACGUCUCUCAAAUGAACCGGCACGCACCCAUUCCCGAAAAUGCUGUUCUGCAGUCCUCCAUUGCUCGACCUGAUUCGCCCGCGUCUUCGACAUUGUCCUCUGCCUCUUCGACAGUUGGCCCCAUGGUCCAAAUGCCCCUGAGACCAAAGAUGCCUCCUCCGCGCCGGUCACAAUCCGUGACAGAUAAGGAACCAGAGCCCAACAACGAGCGUCGGCUUUCAGUAAAUAUGAAUCUGCUCGAACUUCCGUCUGAAUUGCACUAUGCUCUGUUCGACUUCCUGGACCCUAUUGACGGCGCCUGCCUUGGACUUGCCCAUUCACGGCUGUACUCGAUUCACCUUCGCAAGAAUGGCAAAGUUCCCCUCUCCAGCCGGUACUCGGGACCAAACGACAUGGAAUGGGCAUGGCGAGGCGCUGGCCCUCUUGUUCGCAGAGAAAGCGGCGACCCUUCCGCUUCGCUCAAGGCGCUCGACAAUCUCCGAGUCAAAGGCCAAGUGUACUGCCGAAAGUGCGGAAUCUCCCGGUGUGAACUACACCGCCAUCUAAAGGACUGGAUGGGCAGCGAGUACGAAUACUGCGAAAUUCGAAAAACGUACGGCCGGCCGGCGGAUGAGUCCGCCAGGGCGUACUGCUACAUGAGCUCGCCCAAGAAUCCGCACCGGUGCGGUCGCCACGGCGGAAAGAAGCCAUAA